UGGUCCAAAAUACGAUCUUAAGUGAGGCCCCGCAUUCGUCAGGUUUGUCUGUUCCAUCGUCUCCCGUCAGCCAUGUCUGUAGCUGAUGAGAGCUUCGAAGUCUCUGAUCUCUCCCCUGGGUCACUGACCCUCUCCUCCACCCUUUCCUUUCUCCCUUUCUCUCUCUGCUGACUUUCUUAAGGCUUCCAAGCUUCACUCUGAAUCCAUGGCACUUUCUCUCUCAUAAUUUCCGUAUCGUCUUCGUUCUCCGCAUAUUAGUGGAUGUGAAUCUCUGAUAUUCUCAACGUCUCUCAUGGCGUAUUCACCGACCUAGCUUCACUGGUGUACAAUAGUCCCCUUUUUCCUUGCCCAUGGAUUCUCGAACAACCUUCUCGGACUCAAACGACAACAGUGGCAGCAGCAGCAUCUGCUUCGUAUCCCAAACCGAGACCCUCUCCUCAGAAACCUCCGGUGACGUACAAGCCCUUAGGCGACUAUCUGAAAACCUAGAAUCAAUAUUCAAAUCUUCGGACUUUGAUUUCUGCAGCGACGCCAAGAUCAUCCUGAAUGGGGACCGUCAAUUGCCCGUCCAUCGCUGUAUUCUUUCUGCUCGAAGCCCUUUCUUUAGGACCCUCUUCAGUUCUAGAGAGGGUGGAGGAAAGAUUGAAAUGAAGGAAUUGACCAAGGAUUUCAAUAUGGGCUAUGAUGCUCUGGAAGCGGUUAUAAGUUACCUGUAUAGUGGCAAGGUUAAGCCAUUACCUAAAGAUGUCUGUGCGUGUGUCGAUGAAGAUUGCUCUCAUGUCGCCUGCAGGCCAGCGAUCGAUUUCAUGGUAGAGGUGCUAUAUGCCUCUUUCACUUUCCAAAUUUCGGAAUUGGUGGCUCUUUAUGAGAGGCACCUACUUGACAUUCUUGACAAGGUGGCAACAGAUGACUUAUUGGUGAUAUUAUCUGUUUCAAAUAUGUGUGAAAAUGCUUGUGAGAGGUUGCUGAAGAAGUGUACUGAGAUUGUAGUCAAGUCUGAUAUCGAUAUCAUAACUCUUGAAAAAACAUUGCCCCACGGUAUUGUUAAACAAAUAAUGGAUUCACGUGAGGAACUUGGCUUACAUGUGUCUGAAACCAACAACUUUCCAGAUAAACAUGUGAAGAGAAUACAUAGGGCUUUGGAUUCUGAUGAUGUUGAAUUGGUGAGAAUGUUGCUAAAAGAGGGGCAUACAACACUAGAUGAUGCAUAUGCGCUACACUAUGCUGUAGCAUAUUGUGAUGCCAAAACUACAACAGAGCUCCUUGAUCUUGGACUUGCUGAUGUUAAUCAUAGCAAUAUAAGGGGAUACACUGUUCUACAUGUUGCUGCAACACGGAAAGAGCCCAAGAUUAUAGUUUCUCUUCUAACAAAAGGAGCCCGACCAUCUGAUCUUACUCCAGAUGGAAGAAAAGCACUUCAGAUCUCCAAGAGGCUCACCAAAAAUGUGGAUUACAAUCGAUCUACUGAAGAAGGAAAAGCUUCUCCUAAGGAUCGGCUGUGCAUAGAGAUAUUAGAGCAAGCAGAGAGAAGGGAUCCGCUACUGGGAGAAGCUUCUGUUUCUCUUGCAAUGGCUGGUGAUGAUCUGCGUAUGAAGUUGUUAUACCUUGAAAAUAGAGUUGGUCUGGCAAAACUUUUGUUCCCCAUGGAAGCAAAAGUUGCAAUGGACAUUGCUCAAGUGGAUGGCACUCUUGAGUUCCCAUUAACUAUCCAUUCCAGGAAUGCACCUGGUGGCCAGAGGACUGUGGACUUGAAUGAAGCACCUUUCAAAAUUGAAGAGGAGCACCUCAAUAGGAUGAGAGCACUCUCAAAAACAGUGGAGCUUGGGAAGCGCUUUUUCCCUCGUUGCUCAGAGGUACUCAAUAAGAUUAUGGAUGCUGAUAGCUUACAAGAGCUUGCACACCUAGGGAAUGAUAUCCCAGAGGAGCGUGUACUGAAGAGGAGAAGGUACAUGGAACUCCAAGAGAUCCUGAGUAAAGCAUUCCAUGAGGACAAAGAGGAAUUUGACAAGUCUGCUGCCAUGUCGUCAUCACUGUCAACAACUUCCUUAGGAGCAGCAAGGUCUAGUAAUAAGCUCACUUGCAAUAAGAAAUACUGAUCUCUGAGUAGACACAUGCUUCAUAUUGUAUGUUGUAUUCAUAUAAUUCUUUUUUUCUAAUUUGCGUUCUCAUUCUGAGUUUUUGUCUGUAACAUAUUUUCAACCAUCUUGGGGUUUAAAGCAGGGAAUUUUGUUGUUAGUUUCCUGUUCUAAUAAGAAUUCAUAUAGCAGGCCUCACCUGUUUCUACUCA
This is a messenger RNA of Macadamia integrifolia, 2287 nucleotides long. Its product is annotated as BTB/POZ domain and ankyrin repeat-containing protein NPR1-like. Gene Ontology annotation, biological process: defense response to fungus; systemic acquired resistance, salicylic acid mediated signaling pathway; defense response to bacterium. Gene Ontology annotation, cellular component: cytoplasm; nucleus. NCBI's taxonomy places the organism in Eukaryota, Viridiplantae, Streptophyta, Magnoliopsida, Proteales, Proteaceae. The coding region runs from base 351 to 2096 and encodes 581 amino acids. The transcript is spliced from 4 exons. Gene Ontology annotation, molecular function: protein binding. The record is from RefSeq and is a predicted model, not a curated record.